GUUUGUAAUACAAAAAAAUGAGCAGCGACGAAGAAAAUUCCCAAAAUUCCAAAGGCGACAGAAGCGAUGAUUUGGAGGAACUUCUCAGUAUGGAGCGUCUUGACAGGGCUUCUCCUGAAUUGUGGCCGGAAAAGAUUCCAGGUGUAACGGAUUUUAUUUCAUCAAAUAACAAUCGCUCUUCGGUAUCUCCAACGCCUCCUUCGUGGUCGCGCGGGCUAACGUCCGAAGAUAUCGCUGCCAUGCACAAACUUGGGACACUUACCCCAUCAGCAUUGGCUCUCGAUCUGAAGAAGAUCUACGACCAGGCUUAUGUGCUGGGUGUCCAGGAGGCCAAAGAAAUGACGAGAGGGAAGUAUUUGAACAUUUUUGGUUAUGACAUCAAUAAAAGCCUUCAACAGCAGUCACCGUCGAAGGGUUUCCCCUCAACUACACUCAGAAAAAGUUCAACAUCAUCGGAAUAGUUGGAUCUACCCUCGUUCCAAGUACGUGGGAAUUUUUUGGUGAAAAAUUCAAAAAAAAUAAA
Molecule: messenger RNA, 523 nt
Organism: Phlebotomus papatasi
Lineage: Eukaryota; Metazoa; Arthropoda; Insecta; Diptera; Psychodidae
Gene: lin-52
Product: protein lin-52 homolog
Exons: 5
Coding region: 18-461 (147 amino acids)
Biological process (GO): regulation of DNA-templated transcription
Cellular component (GO): DRM complex
Source: RefSeq, a predicted model, not a curated record